CAUAAAAAUAAAAAGCCAAAUAAUAAAAAAACCCCAAAUCCAAAACGAAGAGAGAGAACCAAAUUUCUCUCUUUCUCUCUCUUUCCGAUCAGAUCGGACGCCCUGUGUCUGAAUUCCAAUACACCGCACACAAUUUCGAUUCCUUUCUUUCUCUCAACGUUUCAAUUCCCAAUUUUUCAAAAACUUUCCCCAUUUUCAUCAAUUCGAAUUUUAUUUUUUUACACUGUUUCCGUUCCCAAUUUUUGCGAUCUGGGAAAUUCCUUGUAUUAGGGUUAAGGUUGUUGUAUUCGGGUUCAUUGCGACGGUGAUGGCAAUUUGAGCGUUGAGAAUUUGAAUUUGUCGAUAUUUUUUCGUUCCAGAUCGUUCGUUCGUGGUUCUCUAAUGGCGUCGGCUCAGGUGCUGCCAAACACCGCCGCGUCGUCGCGGAAGCAAGAGCAUCUUGAAGCUGGCAAGCGCCGGGGUGGUAAAUGGAAGGAAAUAGUGAAAAUGAUUGGAGGGGAGCUGAAAGGAAGAGGACUAUGCAAUCUUCAAUUACGUAUCGCGUGUCAGUCUGUUGUGACAGUUGAAGGCCUGGGACUUAUUGGGGGGGUCCUGCUCUCAAGUAUAUGCAAGAGGGAAGCUAAAUCAUCUAGUUGCUACUUGCGUGAGGAUCCGUUUUUGUGGUUAUAAAGCUUAUAGUUUUCCUUUUAGGCUGCUACCUUUUGUUUUGGGGCUAACAGGGGCAGAAAUUUUGGAGGAGUAAACUUUUAGGGAUUUAGUUUUGUUUGGUUGAUGAGUAAAAGAAAAAUGAAAAAUCUUGAAGAGUAUCUUUUUCCCCCUUUUGGGGAUUUUGUUAUCUUUUUUCUUUUUAAAAGUUUAUUCAUCCGUUAAUGCAUUCAUCUCAGCCACACUUAUGCCUUUGCUUGCCUUUAUCUGGCACUUGAUUACCCAUAUUUUCUAGCUGGUCUCAGUAGCCUGGUCUGUUCUUUUACCCAUCAUCUUGUUUGGCAUCACAUCUUCGGUUUGAUUGCAUGGUACAAUGAAGGAACCUGUUCACCGGAUAGUAAUAUUGUGUUAUUGUAAUACUGAUCAUUGUUUUGUUCCCUUAAAAAAGGGGCUUUUCAUUUGUUUGAAGAUCUUUUCUUGCCUAUCCUACUAGAAUGAAGAUUCAAAUCCUAUACCUAGGAAAACCGGAAAAUUACUGUUUCCUACUUACUAAACCCAUAAUGAAAACAUGUUCUUUAAAAUAAGAUUCAGUAAUACCUAAAUAAUUCAAGCAUAUAAUAAAUUUACUAUGCCCAUUUGGUGAGUGAUAAAUUUACAAAAAUAUACCAGGGAUAAUAAUAACUUAAUUAAUUUAUCAAACAACCAGGGAAGCCAUUUACUGAAUAGUAAUGUUGUAUAUUGAGCAUUGUUCCCUUGAAAAGUGGCUUUUCAUCCAGAGUAGUCAACUGAGUGCUAUAGCACCACUGUGGGCCAAUCAAUGGAACCCUGUCUCGUUGCAGUUUUAUGUUGUGCCUGGAGUGUGUGAAUCAUGGCUGCUAUUGCAGUUGUGUGACCACUAUUGGCUCAGAGACAAAACUCCUUUCUAUUUGUCCUCGAAUGACAACGUUUGGUGCCGAGUGAGGGGGGCAAUCUUGGGAUUUCUCCCCUUUUUAUUUCAUCUUACCCUAUUUCCCCACUCUCUGUCCAUUUGAAAGCUAAAUGAUGCAGGUAUCUUUUCUCUUUGAUGCAAGCCAUCUGACCUAGAGCUCCUAGUUGCAUUUUUAGCCAACCCAUGGCAUGAUGGCACUUCAAUGGAGUUUCCUGCCAACCCACCUACUGUGGAACUCUGGAACAUCAUCCUUUGCUGGAGGAGUUUCGUAAAAAGAAAGCUGCUGAGUGGACCAAGAAGGCUGCUUCCUCUGGCCAAGUUCACAAUUCUGAUGCUAGCUUGAAUAAAAAACAAUCUUCUGAAGUUGAAAAUGUACGUGUUAACGAGUCAGAUGGAGUUAGCACAUCUGAUGGUGUUGGGGGAUCUGUUACUGGCACAUCAACUUUGGGGAUGAGGAAUGAUAAGAACCUGAAUUUGAUUAGCCAAAGUAGUAGUCAAGGGUCUUUGGCUGGUAGUACUUUUCUUGCCAGAAAUGAUCUUAAUAUGUCAUCUACAAGUCUGGGGGAGGCACAUUCCAAUAUUGAUGAAGGUAAGAGAUAUAAUGCUUCUUCUGUUACCACAUCUGCUGAUUUUAGUCAAAACAAUGAGACAAAUAAGGUGAAUGAUAUACAUGGAAUUCAUGCUGUUGGUGUUGAUGGAAUUCCAUAUGCGACAACAAACCACCAAAGCGUUCCUCUACGCUCGCAAGAAAGUCAAGAGUUUGAUAGUAAUCCUAGUCAAUCUAGUCUUCAUGGGGUGAAUGACAACCAAUCAAACAAGAGUAACAGUUCUUUGAAGGAUUAUGCAGUUACUGAUAAUUUCUCUUCGUAUUUUCCUUCAAAAAUCACACCUCAGAACUCUGUUGAUACUCCACUGCAAAUCAAGCCAAUGAAUUCUAGCACUUUUGAUAGUGGCUACUCACAUAGUUUGCUUUCUGGAGGUUUCAGUGAUUCUUUUAGUUCCAAGUUUCGAGAGACCAUUACUAGCUCUGAUAAUAAUUUGCCUAGUCUUCAUGGUGCAACUAUGCCAAAAUAUGAUUCCACAGGUUAUGAAGCAAGAAAUUCUUCUAAUCAUACACCAAUACAUUCGUUGCCAACGGAAUCUAGUUCUCAGAGGUCACGUCCAUCUUUUCUUGAUUCUCUUAAUGUCACUAGACCUUCUUUGGGGUCUCCAUUUCAUCAAUCUGAGCAAGAUUCCUCAAUGUCCAAUCAUUUAGAAUCAAGCAGCAAUGGCAUAUCAGGAUCUACUUAUUUCCAUAAGCCGUCUGAAGAGACAAAAAGUAUGCCACUUUUCUCAAAUUUUACAACUGCAAAUGUUCAUAGUUCACUUGAGCAGUUGACAACCCCUUCAGUUGUUGAUAAUGACAAUCAAGGUGCACUGAUGACAAGCACUAGGGAAAAUGGCAUGGAGAAGCAGCAUGAUUAUUACUCAUCUUCACAAAAUGAAGACUUUUCUGCUUUAGAACAGCAUAUCGAAGAUCUAACAAAAGAAAAGUUUUCUUUGCGACGCGCUCUUGAGGCUUCUCGAACUUUAGCAGAGUCACUAGCUACUGAAAAUUCAACUCUGACUGAUAAUUAUAAUCAACAGAGGAGUGUCGUCGACCAAUUGAAAUCAGACAUGGAGAAUUUACAAGAAGAUAUCAAAGCCCGACUGGUUGAGUUUGAGGCUAUCAAGAGUGAAUAUACAAAUGCACAACUAGAAUGUAAUGCAGCUGAUGAGCGUGCCAAGUUAUUGGCAUCUGAAGUUAUUGGUUUAGAGGAGAAGGCACUGAGACUAAGAUCCAAUGAGCUAAAGCUCGAGAAGCAGUUGGAAAAUGCUAAAGAAGAAAUUUCUUCAUACAGAAAGAAAAUGUCUAGCCUAGACAAAGACCGCCAUGAUUUGCAGUCAACCAUCGAGGCUCUUCAAGAGGAAAAGAAGAUGUUGCUUUCUAAGCUGCGAAAGGCUUCAGGAAUUGGAAAGUCUAUUGAGAGUCAAACAAGUAAAAGGGAUGUUUCUACAUCUACAGACGAUUUAGCAAGUGAAGAUCCUGCUUCUAACUCUUCCAACCCAGAAAUCAAUGAUAAUGCUGCUGAGGCCUCUAGUUUGUCCUCUGUUACUGAAACUAGACACUCAUCUUUUGGAGUUUCAACUGUGAAUAUUCCUCACGAUCAGAUGAGAAUGAUUGAGAACAUUAAUGCACUUAUUUCUGAGCUGGCAUUGGAGAAAGAAGAAUUGAUAAAAGCCUUGACAUCUGAAUCAUCUGAGUGUUCCAGGAUGAAGGAAAUAAACAAGGAGUUGUCCCGAAAGCUUGAGGUCCAGACACAAAGAUUAGAGCUUUUGACUGCUCAAAGCAUGGUCAAUGAAAAUGUUUCUGCAAAGCAACCAGAUUCUCGUGCUAUGUAUGAGAACACCCCAUAUGCAGAUGAGGGUGAUGAGGUCGUGGAAAGGGUGUUAGGAUGGAUUAUGAAGCUCUUUCCUGGUGGAACUUCAAGACGGAGAACCAGCAAACUUCUUUGAUUGGAUUUACAUUAGACUUUUGUAUUUGUUGUCACCAAAGUCUUACUCAACUGUUAGGAUGGAUCAUGAAGCUGUUUCCUAGUAUGCAAGGUAAAGAAUCAGCAAAUUUCAACCCCGGAUCCACGAGUAACAUGUUGACAAAAGUCUACCGAGUUGCAUUUUGUUCUUGUAACCUCCUCAACCCACUGGAGGUCGUGAUCUGUAAAUUUUGAGUGAAUUAUACAACAAAUUCUUGAAAAAGAAAUGAUUUUCUCUUCUGAGCUGCUGCUUAUUGAUCGAUGAAUCCAGCUGCAAUUAUUUUCGAAGAUGGCAAUAAAAUCUCUUCUGCGGUGUUAUCUCUUUGACUGAAUUCCAAAUUUUGUAAGUAUAAUAGUUGGCUAUGAAAGAGACUGUACCAAGAAGCAUAGUGUGAGAGUCAGAGAUCAGUUGUUAAGUAUGAGAUGUGAGAACAUUUGUUGAAUGUAUAUUGCUAGAUAGAAGUGCAAAAGAUGAUUAUAGAUACAUAAUUGAUUUAUUUUUAAGUGCUUCAACUUCAAAUCACUCAUGAACAUUAUAUUUGCUCAGUAGUGAAAACAGCAUUUACCCAUUAUGAAUGGGAAGAGAGUUUGUGUUGACAAGAUGACAUGUAUAAGUCAUCAAUUAGUAUUCUUUAAAUAAGAGUUAUUUUUCCAUGGA
Messenger RNA from Glycine soja, 4783 nucleotides. RefSeq names its product protein BLISTER-like. Gene Ontology annotation, biological process: regulation of growth. The transcript is spliced from 14 exons. Lineage: Eukaryota; Viridiplantae; Streptophyta; Magnoliopsida; Fabales; Fabaceae. The coding region runs from base 2024 to 4108 and encodes 694 amino acids. The record is from RefSeq and is a predicted model, not a curated record.